GACACGCCUGCACCUUGUAUUUUGGACAAAGUUCAUAAAGGUUACUGCAUAAUUUUUCUCCAAAAUGCAUGCGUGAUUGUUUUUGGAUAACGGUACCGUCCGUUUCAAUACACUGCAGUGUGUUUCUAACACUUGUACGCUUUCUUUGAUAUUUUGGGGAACGGACAGCACAACGUUUCAAAGAACGCUGUGCCAGGAACCAUUGGAUAAAUGUGAUCAGCAUGUUAGUCAAGGACAUUUUGCACUGCAACCGAGGUGUGAAGAGGCAUUGCUACCCAGCACAGAUGAAACCGAAUCGAUUGACUAAAACCCCCUUAUAGUUGUAGCUUGAUUUACUAAAACCCCCUUAUAGUAGUAACUUUCCACUAUUAUAUCUUUGUUAUUCCUGUGCGUUUUCCAGUGUGUGUUUGCUAUACCUGUGGCCGGUGGUACCUGAAGCCUGUCUCCUGUCUGGGUGUGCGUCUUUUCGCGCUCAGACAUUUCCCUGCGCUGCCCGACUGGCGUUGCUAUAGAGCAACCCUACGCCGUUUCACCCUAUUUCACCCUGGGCAGGAAUCGGAUCCAUCCGUGUGGGGACAGAAGUGCAAAGUUGGACGCUAAUCGCCAGGCACCGUGCGUUCGAGAGCGGGAUCUUUCGACUUUGAGGGACUGGAGAGAGGGCUCAAACCAAAAAGGCAGAUUGGCAGGUGGCCCGAACUGAGCCAAUGACAGGCGGAGAGGAGUCUUAACGUCGGGCAGACUUGAGUCCAGCCAAAAUAGGCUGUCAACAUAGAACAAAGUGGAGGCUACCCACACACACAUACACGGAUGAGAGCCCAGGCCGCCGGCUUGUGGACGACGCCAAGUGGCGGCUUCCCCUCCACGUCUAUAAGGAGCCUAGCCAUGGCGAGCCUGCUCCUGUUCCUGGCACUCUUCGCUACGCCCGUCGCCUCCAUGCUGUGCCCCAAGCGCUGCACCUGCCAGAACCUCAUGCCCUCCUACACUGUCCUCUGCACCAAGACAGGUCUGCUCUUCGUGCCGCCGAACAUUGACCGGCAGACGGCCGAGCUGCGCCUCAUGGACAACUUCAUCACCACCCUUCGUCACCGUGACUUCGCCAACAUGAGCAGCCUCAUCCACCUGACGCUGUCGCGCAACACCAUCAGCCAGAUCAAGCCGUACGCCUUCGCCGACCUUCAGGACCUGCACGCCCUCCACCUGGACGCCAACCGGCUCACCAUGCUGGACGACACCCACUUCCAGGGCCUGGUCAACCUCAGGCACAUGAUCCUUGCCAACAACCAGCUGCACAGCAUCUCAGAGGGGGCCUUCCAGGACUUCCUGGAGACCCUGGAAGACCUGGACCUGUCCUACAACAACCUGGUGAACAUCCCCUGGGAGACCAUCGGCCUGCUGGCGAGUGUCAACACUCUCAGUCUGGACCACAAUCUCAUAGAGAUGGUCCCCGAGGGCAUCUUCUCCAACCUGCACAAGCUGGCGCGUCUAGACAUGACCUCCAACAAGCUGAAGAAAAUCCCUCCAGAUCCCCUGUUCCUGAGGAUCCCAGUGUACGCUAAGCUGAAGGGUUCUCCACUCACGUCCCUGGUGCUGAGCUUUGGUGGGAACCCGCUGCACUGUAACUGUGAGCUAAUGUGGCUGAGGAGGCUGACCAGGGAAGAUGACCUGGAGACAUGCGCCUCUCCCCGAGAGCUCGCCGGCAAGUAUUUCUGGACUAUCCGCGAGGAGGAGUUUGUGUGCGAGCCGCCCAUGAUCACGCGGCACACCUCCAAGAUGUUUGUGAUGGAGGGUCAGGAGGUGAGCCUACGCUGUAAGUCAGUGGGUGACCCGGAACCAUCCACGCAUUGGGUCAGCCCAGAGGGGAAGCUGAUCGGGAACACGUCCCGCACCAUCUGCUACGAGAACGGCUCUUUGGACAUCCUCACCACCACUGUGAAGGACUCUGGGAAGUUCACCUGCAUUGCCUCCAAUGCCGCUGGCGAGGCCACAGCGCCGGUGGAGCUGGUGGUUAACCCCUCGCCACACUUUGACCCCAAGCUGGAGCCCGAGCCUGGCCCUUCGGACAUCCCCACCUCCAUCAAGUCCAAUGCCAGCGGGGGCCACGCCCGCACCGACCAUCAGAGGGUCAGCGUGUCGGAGCUGAGCUCGACCUCGGCCACCAUCCGAUGGCCCCCUCAGGACCACAUCCCGGGGGUCCGCAUGUACCAGAUCCAGUACAACAGCUCCUCCGACGACAUCCUCAUAUACAGGAUGAUCCCUGCGUCUCAUAAGUUCUUCCUACUCAGUGACCUGGCCUCUCAGCGGGACUAUGACCUGUGUGUGCUGGCGGUGUACGACGACGGCGUCACGGCUCUAACCGGCACCCGCCUGGUGGGCUGCGUGGCUUUCACCACAGAGCGAGAGUACCGCCAGUGCCGCUCCCUCCACGACCAGUUCCUGGGCGGCACCAUGAUCAUCGUGAUCGGCGGUAUCAUCGUGGCCUCCGUGCUUGUCUUCAUCUUCAUCCUCCUCAUGAAGUACAAGCUGCACAGCAACCACUACAAGCAGAAAGCGGCACAUGUCAGCAACGUGUGCUCUCAGACCAACGGGGGCCAGGCUGCGGGCGGGGGAGGCGCUCCCAUCCCACCCACCUCCUCGUCCUCAGGCUCGACCAAUAGGCCCAUGCCUUCUGGCCAAGUGGACAGGGUAGGGCACGACGGACCCCAUCAGGCCUCGGAAGGGGGCUUCGGAGGGCCCUUGAAAGGGACCACGGUAGUGGACUUGAACCCAGACUACGGGAAGUCAGUGAAGGACGAGGAUGCUAUAUCACAAUAACACAGGAUCUGGGACUGCCCCAACGCCACCCACUUUUUAUUUCCUGGUGCUGGGGUCCCUCUGCCUUACCAAGGAUUAUCUCGUGUUCAAGAUAUCCCAGUUCUGGAGUGGGUUUGGAUCUGGCCCAUACUAUUCUAGCACACCAUCUUACCCUCCUUACUUUCCUGUGUCUCUUCACUGUCUAAAAGGAACUGGUAGGUGCAGCCACCUAGCCAGAUGUGAUAUUCAUAUCUACAGACUUGUACCCCCUUGGGUCAGGUAAGACAUAUGGAAACUUUCCAGGUAUUCUUAGCUCAGGUGAGAGGUUCGUGCACUGAUUCCUGUGUCCUGUCUCUUCCAGAUUUGCACAUCACCCAUGCUCGUCCUCUGAGGUGGAGGGGUGGAGAAUGGAAAGGUGAAGUCCCCCUGGUUCAAGGAAGUUGGAAAACACAAAAUAAUAAAUAUGAAGCCAAGAACAGCAUUGGGAGUAGAGAUGGGGUGGAUGCCAUGGAAUCGCUGUGCUCUGUCACUUAUGCAAUUCUAUCCGGAACUGGGACGUAAUCCAGCCCUGUGGAGUGGAGGGAAAUAUAUUCCAAAACCUGGGGCUUCUUUUAAUGCGUGAGGAAUGAAUUGACCUUAACCCAGACGCCUAACAUUCCUUUCGGAAUACUUUUUGGGAUUCCCAUUGAAAUUGCCUACUACAGAGGAACACCCUUGGAUGGUUUUGAUGAUGUGUUGUGGGUUCCAUAAUAAAGCUCCACUCUCCCUUAACGAUCGGUCAUUUGCCAAAGGAAUACAGUAAGAGGAAAAGGCGAUACAGUGUUUUGUUUUCCUCCCCGAGGGCCUUGGGAGUGUUAGCACACAGCGAUGUCGCGUCGAUGCACCAAUAUCAAACGGUUGUUCUUUGAUCUCUAGGGCACUUUAUAAUCUUUAUAAUCCUCUCUCGCUCUCUCUUUCUCUACUCCCCCCCCCCCCCCUCCCUCUCGCUCUCUGUCUAUAUGGACAAUUGAAUAGUAUAUUCAUCAAUUAAGAGAUCAAAUACAUCCAUUUUGGAUGAUGGUGAAAAAAAGAUCAUAUUAUUUGGCCAUGGAUAUCCCAACUUGGAAUAAAACAUGGGCUCUCAUGAUGAGGUCAAAAUAAGAACCUGGAUCUGGUUUGGUUUUAUUACAUGAACUUACAGCACAAGUAUUACAUUUUGGUUUGAUGGUGAAAUGGUGAGUUAAGUUUCAUUCUGACACAAGAAACUGACCCUAUUGUAUAACACUUUCCAAUUGAAAAGAUGGACACAGAUCAAAUACAAUGUUCCCCUUACUGUUGACUGUGUACGUAUUUGUAUGUGAGAUAUACCUUCAAUUUUCUCUGAUUUGAUACCCAUAUUUCCUUUGAAUUAUGAAACAACAAUAAGAAAAAAAUACGUGAGAUGGAAUUGUAUGCUUUCAUAGGUAAAAUAUGUGGAUUUAUAAAGAAAUAAAAUUAUUUUUCUUGAA
This is a messenger RNA of Salvelinus fontinalis (brook trout), 4277 nucleotides long. Its product is annotated as leucine-rich repeat and fibronectin type III domain-containing protein 1-like protein. Lineage: Eukaryota; Metazoa; Chordata; Actinopteri; Salmoniformes; Salmonidae. Gene Ontology annotation, molecular function: protein binding. The transcript has 6 exons. The record is from RefSeq and is a predicted model, not a curated record. The coding region runs from base 808 to 2811 and encodes 667 amino acids.